Molecule: messenger RNA, 1504 nt
Organism: Cucurbita maxima (winter squash)
Lineage: Eukaryota; Viridiplantae; Streptophyta; Magnoliopsida; Cucurbitales; Cucurbitaceae
Product: protein PELOTA 1
Exons: 16
Coding region: 111-1250 (379 amino acids)
Biological process (GO): RNA surveillance; ribosome disassembly; nuclear-transcribed mRNA catabolic process, no-go decay
Cellular component (GO): cytoplasm
Source: RefSeq, a predicted model, not a curated record
CCUAAUUUCAGUUUAGGGCAUUUUGAUUUGGCAUAUUUGAUUGAAAUUCGUUACUAUAAACGGAGAGGCAUUGAGACAGAUAUUAGGAAUUCAAACUUUCUGGUGGAAUUAUGAAGAUCGUACGCAAACAGCUUGAUCAGAAUGGGUCUGGUAGUGUCAAGAUGGUGCCACUUGAUUCAGAUGAUCUAUGGCAUGCGUUCAAUUUGAUUGCUCCUGGAGACACUGUUAUGGCUGUCACCGUUAGGAAAGUCAUCAGAGAGAUGGCUUCUGGAGGAAGAGAUGCAGAACGAGUGAAACUCAAGCUAGAAAUAAAAGUUGAGGAGGUGGCAGAUUAUGACAAAGUUGGAUCUGUUUUGCGGAUACGUGGAAAAAAUAUUCUGGAAAAUGAGCAUGUGAAGAUAGGGGCUUACCAUACUUUAGAACUUGAGCUGCAUCGGCCAUUUGUUUUGAGAAAGGAUGUUUGGGACUCUUUUGCUCUAGAUGUACUUCAUCAAGCCUCUGAUCCUGCUGCUAGUGCUGACUUGGCCGUGGUUUUAAUGCAAGAAGGAUUAGCACAUGUUCUCCUUGUUGGAAAAAGUAUGACAAUUACUCGAGCUCGAAUCGAAACUUCAAUUCCUCGCAAGCAUGGGCCAGCCAUUGCUGGUUAUGAGUCGGCCUUGAAUAAAUUCUUCGAGAAUGUUUUACAGGCUUUCUUGAAGCAUGUUGAUUUUAAAGUGGUACGCUGUGCAGUGAUAGCUAGUCCUGGAUUUACCAAGGACCAGUUUCAUCGGCACUUAUUAUUGGAAGCUGAAAGAAGACAGCUAAGACCUAUUAUCGAGAACAAAUCCCGCAUAAUUCUAACACAUACAACCUCAGGAUACAAGCAUAGUUUACGAGAGGUUUUGGAUGCUUCAAAUGUCAUGAAUAUGAUAAAAGACACUAAAGCAGCUCAAGAGGUGCGAGCUCUAAAGGAUUUCUUUACCAUGCUCUCUAAUGAGCCAGACCGUGCUUGUUAUGGACCAAAACACGUGGAGGUUGCCCAUGAACGAAUGGCUAUUCAAACGCUUCUCAUUACUGAUGAUCUCUUCAGGAAUAAUGAUACAACGGAGCGACAAAAAUACGUCAAUUUGGUCGAUUCAGUUAAGGAUUCAGGUGGCACCGUUCAUAUAUUUUCAUCCAUGCACGUCUCUGGAGAGCAACUCGCUCAGAUAACUGGAAUUGCAGCAAUCCUACGAUUUCCUCUGCCGGAACUCGAGGACAUAGAGAUGUAAAUGCAAUGAAGAAAGGCUAUUUAAUUUAGGGCCAUGGGGGCCUGCAAGUAAUAAGACAAGACAACACUCAUUAUCUCUGUAUUCUUCUUAAACUGUAGAUUGAAUGAAGGGUGUGGUGUACCCCUUAGAUUAUGUAAAUCUUGUGUAACUUACAAGUGUAUAUGUUAUAUUUUGCCACAACUUUUACACUUUUAUAUAGAACUAAAUAUAAGGAUAAUGUAAAUUAGAGAAAAACAGGAGAAUUAAUUAGAUAA